AAAUUCUAAUAAUUCAAAGGUCAGCAUUUCAAGUGGUGUUAAAGGAGAAAAGAAGGAUUUUAAGAGGAGAUUUAAAAUUGCAAUAUUAUGAGGUCAUGGCAUUACUGUAAGAACCACCAUUUUUGAUUUUAGAUCAUGAUAAUUGCAGUUCUUAGUUUGCUAACAGAGAUAAAUGGUGAUGAUCUCCAUGGUACCAUUGCAGUAGAAAGAAAAAACACAUAUUAACAACCAGCUACAAAAAAUACACUAAAGGUGAAAUUUGAUAUAAAAUCUUUUGAAACAAAAUCAUCAAUCCAGCAGAACCCAUAAAAUAAAUUAUGAACCUGACAGACAGUUUUAGUAUUAGAAAAUCAACUGAAAAAAAAAAACCUUGAGAUAUUUUGUGGAUUAUUUGGAAAGUAGAGAGCGGAGAGGAAGCUUUCUACGCAUCUGAAAAGGAGCACUUGUGUGAUAGCGGAAGUUACACAACCACCUGCUAAGGAAACACCCUCCUUUUUCAAAAAUUACAUAGAAACAGAUUGCACUCUCAUACACAGACACAGUGUUUGCAGAGUCUGACUUCAUGUCAAGAUGAACGAACCCCGACACUUCUAUCUGCUUACUCUAUAUGUGGCGUUGGCAGCUACAGCCAUCCUGUUUUCUUCAGCUUUCAACAUUGACAAGGGCAAGCCUACUGUUCAUGAAGGUGAGCGGGAAGAUUUCUUUGGGUACAAAGUGCUUCAGUACUCGUCGCCCAAUAAUAAAGGGGUAAUUAUCACCGCACCACUGCGGCUGAAUGGAUCAGGAGGAAUAGCCAAGUUUGGCCAAGAUGGAACUGAAAAGUGGUUCAGUCCUAAAGAUUCUUCGGGGAAAAAGUCACAUAUGGCCAAACAUCUCGGUUUGUCAAUAACUAAAGAUUCUUCAGGAUCCCGGUUUAUUGCUUGCAGUCCAAGUCUUGCUCAUCCAUGUUAUGAAAAUGUCUUCCUGAACAGUUUGUGUUAUAACAUCACAGAUGAGUUUCAGGAGUUGUCCUCCUUUAACUCUUUGUUUAAAGAAUGCAAAGAAAAAAAAGUAAACCUUGUCUUUUUGUUCGAUGGAUCUGAGAGCAUGACCGGAGCAGAAUUUGACAAAAAUAAAGAUUUCAUAAGAGGCAUCAUGGACAACGUUAAAACAAACAAAUCUAUCAAGGUUGCAGCAGCUCAGUUUUCUACAGACUUCAGAACAGUGUUUGACUUUAAUGACUAUGUCAAUGGCACAGCUUUAGAGAAACUUAAAAAAGAAAAACAUAUGAAGAAUCUGACCAACACACACAAAGCCCUCAAAUUAACACUGUCAAGCAUUUUUGAAAACCAAACAGCGGGAGCCUCGGAAGAUGCAGCUAAAGCUGUGGUGAUAAUCACAGAUGGAGAUCCAAGUGACACUGAUAGAAAUCACAAGAGUGUAGAAACCUAUGAACGUAAAGAGAUCGUUCGAAUUGUCAUUGGAGUCAAAAAUGUUAAUUUAGAAAAAUUAAGAAACAUUGCAUCAAAGCCAAAAAACAAAAAUGCCUUAAAGAUUGAAAAUUAUGAUGGACUCACAGGAUUACUAGAAAAUUUGCAAAAGCAGAUUUUUGAUAUAGAAGGGUCCAUUGUGACUCGAUCUGAAAAAUUGACUGUUGAAAUGUCCCAAAGUGGAUUCAGUGCUGUAUCACACAAAGACACCUUAAUUCUGGGCUCUGUGGGAUCAAACACCUGGCGUGGGGCUCUCAGUGAGCCUCAAAAGCAAGAUAAACUGAUUUUAGAUCCUGAAAUGCAAGAAGCCUCCUACAUGGGAUACUCUCUUUCUGUUGGAGAGAGGAAUGGCAGUCCUCUAUAUUUCACUGGAGCACCGCGUUUCGACCAUGUGGGGCAGGUUAUAGUUUUCCAACCUGAUGAUGACAAGUGGAACACAACACAAAGAAUAACAGGGGACCAGAUUGGUUCCUAUUUUGGUGCAGAGCUUUGCUCUGUAGACUUCGACUCAGAUGGUAACACUGACUUCCUGCUGGUUGGAGCUCCAAUGUUUUAUCUGUCGGAGGAGAGAAAAGAAGGAAUGAUCUACAUCUACUCUCUAUCUGAUGAGAUGGAGUUAAAAAGGGAGCAUCAAGUGCGAGCACCAUCCAUGGGCAGAUUUGGCACCACCAUAUCCAGUCUGUCAGAUCUGAAUGGAGAUGGUCUCACAGAUGUUGCAGUGGGAGCCCCUCUGGAGCAGGAUAAUGCAGGAGCUGUUUACAUCUACCUUGGACAAAGAGGCAAAGGGAUACGCAAACGUUUCAGCCAGAGAAUCACUGGAGCAGAUUUCAAACCUAGUUUGAGAUUGUUUGGUCAAGCCAUCAAUGGAGAUAUUGAUCGUGGAGAUGGUAGGCUGCCAGAUAUUGUUGUGGGAUCACAAGGUGCUGCGGUUGUCUUAAGGUCCAAGCCUGUCUUAAACGUUGAGGCUAAACUGUCAUUUUAUCCUGACAUGAUAAGCAUUGAGAAUAUUACCUGUCUGGGACAGGUGAAGGAUGACAUUUUACCGAUGGUUAAUGUAGCAGCUUGCUUUGUAAUGGAGGAAGCAACAAAGACCAAUGCAGGGCCAGGAAUAAAUAUCUCUCUGAUGCUCAUGGUGGAUCCAAACAGGCCAAUACAUCGAGGUUUCUUCCAGGACAAUAAAAAGAAAAGCAGGAACAUCACACAUACCUUAGAGCUGACUGACAAGAAAACAUGCUUCAACUAUUCUAUCUUCAUGCAUAGAUGUGUAAAAGACACAUUAUCUCCAGUCCAAAUGAAAUUAAACUUUUCCCAAAGUGACAGUGAGAAUGCAAUUGGAGUUUUGAACAUGGACAGCAAAAGGAAUGCUACGGUCGAUGUUCCUUUUGUAAAACAUUGUGACAAGGAAAUCUGCAUCCCUGACCUCAAAGUAGAUUUUAGAUUCACGUCUGACGAAGUAUUGGUGACGGAAAAUAAUGGCUUCAGUGUGUUGAUAACCUUGGAUAAUAAUGGUGAUGACUCAUACAACACCAGCCUGACAUUGCACUAUCCUCCAGGCCUCUCUUUCUCAAAGAUGGAGCCAACAGGGAUUAAGAGAGUAACUCACAACUGCCCUGUCCAAGAAGAAGGUGUGCUGAACAGAACAAUUUGUGGAAUCAGCUCUCCAGUGUAUCGCAGCAAAUCCUCUGCCACCUUCAACGCUACUUUCCGUGUUGCUAAAGAUUUUGAGUGGAGUAAUAAUAUGUCAAUGACAGUCACUGCACAAAGUGAAAAUUUAAAUGCCAGCCAGACACCUUCUGUGACCAAAGUUAUCCCUGUUAAAUAUUCGGUUAGAAUUGCAAAAGAUGUAAAAUCUGAUAAAUCUGUCAAAUACCUAAGCUUCACUUCAGAGAAAUAUGAGCCACAAACGAUGGUUAUUACAUAUGAAAUACAGAACACCGGUUUCAAGGAUUUUCCCAUCAGCGUUUCACUGUUCUUCCCAAGUAAACUGGAACACAACUUUGAAAUCCACAACUACAAAGUUGUUGUCAAACCAAACAAAACUGCAUGCUCAGUCAUUUCCACCCAAAAGUCUGAGAACUGCCCUCUGGGAAAAGAUUGUGUUACCAUGGAAUGUAAUACUUUUACUUUGAAGAAUUAUUCAGACGUUCACUUUUCCUUGGAGGGAGAUGUGCAUUUCAGAAAUCUAAAAGACUACGCAUCAAAUAUGCCCUUCCUGAAUCAAUUUACUGGAGACAAUCGAGAGGUCCAUUUUACAAGCUUUAUACAAAUUGACUACGAUGCUGGUAGAUACAUGCUGGAUGAGAAGAAGACGCAGAUUGACAAGAAACUAAAGGCUAAUGUUCUUGUUGAGUUCACUGUGCCCCAAAAUAGACCACUUAUCAUUGGAACUGGAGUAGUGCUGGGAAUUUUGCUUCUUUUCUUGAUUGCAUUCAUCAUGUACAAGUGUGGCUGCUUCAAGAGGAAAACCAUUGAGGAUUAUCAAAACGAAGACAAUCUCUCUGCUCAGAAUGGGUGUGCAUCUGAUUUGUCUCAUGAUAAAGCUGAACAAGUUGAGGAGGAAAAAGCUUUAAAUAAAGAUGAAGAGAAAGGCAGCAUCUCUGCUGCUUUGGAAUGAGACCAAGAGGCGGCGAUCAUUUGGGCUGAACUAAUUCAAACAUGAUGGAUGUUGGCCAUACAAUCCACCAAUUAAAGGGAAAUUAGAAUGAAAAACGUCCCGACUUGAUCUAAUGACUAAUCUUUCUUUGAUCAAAAUGCACAGGGAAUACAUUUGUUAUAUAAAAUAGGAUACAGAUGGAGGCGUUUCUACUUGAAACAUUUUAUACACUCAAAAAUAUUUCAACCAAAUUUUAAGAUUUAUGUCAUUUAAUUACAUAACAAACUCUGUUUGUUUUACCUUUAUGCAAUUCAAAUAUUAAACUUUAUGUAUUUGAAACAAAUACACUCAUAAGUAUUAAUAUUCAGUAUGUAUACUUUAUGAAUAAUACAAAUACAUAAACCUGAUACUUAUGUAUUUCAAAUUUUAAUAAUUAUGUUUUAUUGUACAAAUAAGGAUAGAUCACAUAAGGUUUAUUUAAUAGAUUUAUGUAAAAAGUGUCUGAAAAAGAAGUAAAUCGGAAUUUCUAUGCAAUAAAUUGAUAUAGAUCUUAAUAUUUGGGUGGAAUAUUUCUGAGAGUGUAACAAACAGUAGUUUUCUGAAGCCCUUCUUUAUCCCCUAUAAUUUCCACUUCAUUAAGUUGGUAAAACAUGAUUACCUGAGUUGACAUGUAUCCAAAAAAACAGAAGGGAGGUGAAUCUUCCAGCUUUGUGGAAGGUGUGUCUUUAGCAUUUCUGAAUGUAGGAAUAUUCUCAUUAAAGCUUAAAGUCCUCUAGUAUUUCCUGGUAACAUCCUAGCAAAUGCAAGUUAAACUGAAGGCAUCUGCUGUUGGAACUUUGUGAAGACAAAUAGAGAAAUUGCUCCAGGUAAAGUAUUUUUUUUUUCUUUUUGCUUCUGAUGUAAUUUAAGCCAAAAAUAAAUACCAAAACCCUCCAGGAAUGUGGAUAAUUGCACUGCAUGCACAUUUCUUUUAGGGAAAUGCAUCAGCUUGUUUUAUUAAAACAUCUGCUAACGUUGCACAUUUGCUCAGACUUUUUAGGGAUUCAAUUUUUCUUUUAGAGGGUACCCAUGAUGAAAAAGUACAAUCUUUCAAAGACCAGGUUGUAAUUUUAUUUAUAAGUCCUGUUCUUUUGCUCUCUGUCCCAAAUGUGAGUGAGGAUGAAAGUCAGGGAAAGCCAUCCAAAACAUCUUUACAUGGAAGCCAGAGAUAAUUUACUUUGGUUAAUGAGUGAAGACCUUCUAAUAGAAUCAUAGUUUGUUAAAAUUAAUAUUUCUCUUUUAUUUAGGUUAUGUUUUCCAUGGCUUCAAUUAUCUCCAGGCUCUUCUCUUAUCCCCUAGUUUUUCCCUUGGUCAUUCCUUAUUUUGUAGACAUUAGUUUUAUUCCACUUUAGCUUUAAUUAAAUAAUUUUCUAGUUAAUUUCAAACUCUGUUGUUUCCCCAGCUUAUUCUCUAUUGCCCCCUAGUGUCCUUUCCUGUCCACUUAGCUCCUUCUAGUUACUACACUUGCUUCCUAUCAGCUAAUUAGUUCUCCCACUGUUUUUGUCUCCCAUAUAUACACCACCUGUUGUAUGUAUGGAGGCAUAUAUAUAUGUGAGCCCAACCAGCCGAAUCCAGCCAUGAGUAACUGUUCAGUUACUCAUGGCUGGAAUCUGGUCAUUCCUUAUGUUUAUUCAUCCCUAGUUUUAUGAUUCUUGAGUGCCUUGCUAAUCAGUUCUGAACUAUGGAUUCUCUAUAUUAACUUCUUUAAUAAAUUUUGCAA
Molecule: messenger RNA, 5821 nt
Organism: Cyprinodon tularosa
Lineage: Eukaryota; Metazoa; Chordata; Actinopteri; Cyprinodontiformes; Cyprinodontidae
Product: integrin alpha-D
Exons: 31
Coding region: 571-4083 (1170 amino acids)
Biological process (GO): integrin-mediated signaling pathway; cell-matrix adhesion; cell-cell adhesion
Cellular component (GO): external side of plasma membrane; integrin complex
Molecular function (GO): integrin binding
Source: RefSeq, a predicted model, not a curated record